CUUUUGCAAAGCGUCCUAAGCUGACGUCAGCCCGGUACCGAUGAACAGCCGGUAGCGUUGAAGAGAACUGUAAGGCUGCCCGUCGUUUGUAGCUUUGUCCGCUAACCCCCUCCCUGUCAAACGUGCAAACAUCAUGCCUUUCGAUGUUAGGAGAUUCGAUAUCUACAGGAAAGUGCCAAAAGAUCUCACCCAGCCCACAUACACAGGAGCAUUCAUUUCCAUUCUCUGCUGUGUCUUCAUACUUUUCCUGUUCCUAUCUGAGCUGACGGGAUUCAUAGCCACUGAAAUAGUAAAUGAACUGUAUGUGGAUGAUCCUGAUAAAGACAGUGGUGGGAAGAUAGAUGUGAGUUUAAACAUCAGUUUGCCAAACUUACACUGUGAUUUGGUAGGUUUGGACAUCCAGGAUGAGAUGGGCCGCCAUGAGGUCGGUCACAUUGACAACUCCAUGAAGAUUCCUCUCAACCAGGGUGACGGUUGUCGCUUUGAGGGAGAAUUCACCAUCAACAAAGUACCAGGAAACUUCCACGUUUCGACACACAGCGCUACUGCACAGCCCCAGAGCCCUGACAUGACACACACCAUCCACAAACUGGCCUUUGGGGAAAAGCUUCAGGUACAAAAAGUACAAGGAGCCUUCAAUGCGUUGGGAGGGGCCGACAAGCUCUCAUCUAAUCCUCUGGCCUCUCAUGACUACAUACUGAAGAUUGUUCCAACAGUGUAUGAAGACCUGUCAGGCAGACAGAGGUUCUCCUACCAGUACACGGUAGCCAACAAGGAAUACGUUGCUUACAGCCACACGGGCAGGAUCAUCCCGGCCAUCUGGUUCAGAUACGACCUCAGUCCAAUCACGGUCAAGUACACAGAGAGGAGACAGCCCUUCUACCGCUUCAUCACAACAAUCUGUGCCAUUGUUGGAGGGACGUUCACAGUCGCAGGCAUCAUCGACUCCUGUAUAUUCACCGCUUCAGAGGCCUGGAAGAAGAUCCAGAUAGGAAAGAUGUCAUGAGGAUCGCUCCUCACCUUACCCAACACAUUUUAUUUAUAAGUGCAAAGUUGCUAGCCUGUUAGCUAAAUCCAGUUCUGCUCGAACCAACUUCCUUGUGGAGAUUGUAUCACCGUGACCAAUGAAGUGGCUCCGGCACUCGAUCUAACUACCAGGCUACACGCCACUACUGCACCUCAGUUACUGGGGCUCCUCUCAGGCUCCCAUCUGCUCUGCUGACGUGUGGACGCUGACUAUCACAUGUCUGCUUCCUGCAUCUUCAGUGUCAGGAGAGGAGAGGAGGGGGAAGCUUUUUUGUUACUGUGGAGAUGAAAUCUAAAGUACUGUGUGUCAGGGUUCAACCAGUAUGGGUGUUUUGAAGGCUUCAGCUGAUAUUUUUAGAAUGAAGUAAAAAAAAAAAAAAAAAAAUAGCUGAGAUUUGUGCUGAUAUUCACAUAUUUUAAAUAUGAUCAAGCAGCACAUGACACAAAUCUGUGCACUACACGUGUUCAAUCAUAGGGAAAUUUUCAGAUCAUGGCUGAAUGAUUUACAGAUUUAAAAAAGUGGGUGAAAUCAAAAUGUAUUAUUUACUAUUUUCUAUUUUCAGCCCAAUCUAUUUGUCAACCUGAAUAUCACUGUUUAUUUCCCAGUACUGAAAAAGGGACUGAUUAUUUGAAGGAAGUGUUGUUCUUUUCUAUAAACCUGUACCACAAAAAUACAUUUUCUAUCACGUAACGUGAGUUUUUUUUCUUCCAAUCUGACAUUUAAUCUCCAGUAUUCAAACUGUGUGCCUUUGGGUUUGCUGUUCCACCAUACAGGAUUACAUCAGCUCUUCAUUAUUUCAUUGUUUCAGUGGCUGCCACUAAAACCAGUAUUUUCACAGGUUCUUUCAUGCAUGUUACAGAUACAGUAUCUUAGAUUAGGGGUUUCUUUUAAUACAGCGAUCAUUGUGUACCUUUCAUUUCAUUUACACCAAAUAUUUCCUCAACGCUGUUAAAGGUCCUAGAUUUGACUGUUUCCAUUCCAUUUCAGUGAUUGCAAAAAAAAUAUAGUGAAUGUCUUGUUUUUGCUAAGAAAUAAAUUGAUUUUUUUUUUUUUUUUUACAUGGUACCUGAAUUUGUUUACUGAUUGUUAAUCCAUGAAGUUAUUGUUAUAUAAAUUGUGAAGAAGGUUUGGUUUUGUAAGGAGAGAACAUGUAGGCCAAGAUGUUUUUCCUCUUUGGUCAUUAUUUUUCUUUUUAUACUAUUGUUACUGCAGCGUCUCUGAUCAAGGACGGUGAUAAUCACAAGCCCUGGUAUAACUGGUCUUUCUACUGUAAAGGUCAUCCAUUUCCUGUUGUGUCUCAAAUUACUCUGUAAUGCUAUGUGUUCCUCAAGUAAAGGUACCAUAGUGACACUAA
This is a messenger RNA of Seriola aureovittata, 2381 nucleotides long. It is a transcript of the gene ergic1, whose product is annotated as endoplasmic reticulum-golgi intermediate compartment 1. The transcript has 10 exons. Bases 134 to 1006 code for a protein of 290 amino acids. Gene Ontology annotation, cellular component: endoplasmic reticulum membrane; COPII-coated ER to Golgi transport vesicle; endoplasmic reticulum. NCBI's taxonomy places the organism in Eukaryota, Metazoa, Chordata, Actinopteri, Carangiformes, Carangidae. The record is from RefSeq and is a predicted model, not a curated record. Gene Ontology annotation, biological process: retrograde vesicle-mediated transport, Golgi to endoplasmic reticulum; endoplasmic reticulum to Golgi vesicle-mediated transport.